This is a messenger RNA of Cannabis sativa, 2334 nucleotides long. RefSeq lists its product as uncharacterized. The record is from RefSeq and is a predicted model, not a curated record. The coding region runs from base 1 to 2334 and encodes 777 amino acids. NCBI's taxonomy places the organism in Eukaryota, Viridiplantae, Streptophyta, Magnoliopsida, Rosales, Cannabaceae. The transcript is spliced from 4 exons.
AUGAUUAAUACUCAUAAAGUUGGACUAGUUGGUCUUCUCGAGACGAGAGUUAAGGCCCACAAGCUUGGUGCCUUAUAUGUAAAUAUGUUUCGUGGAUGGUGUUUUACAUCGAAUAAUGCAUGGCAUGAUGGAGGAAGAAUAUUGGUGGCUUGGAAUCCUUCUUGUUUCAUUGUAAGUGUUCUCAUGUGUACUAGUCAACUUAUCCAUCUAUUUGUCACAACUCUAGAUGGUAAGUGUCGAUUUUUUAUUGCAUAUGUUUAUGCUUUCUAUGAUGUGGAAGGGAGAAAGGUUCUUUGGACAGAUUUGAAACGAAUUGCAACAAAUGAGGCAUGGGUGAUACUAGGUGAUUUCAAUGAGACUUUAAGCAAGGAAGAAAGGAUAGGGAAAAAGGUGAAAUAUAGUGAAGCUACUGAUUUUAUUGAGUGUGUUAAUGGCUGUCAGUUGGAGGACAUUAAGUUCAGAGGUAGUUAUUUUACAUGGAGCAACAAAAGACAAGGAAAUGAAAGAAUAUGGUCUAAGAUAGAUCGAGUGCUUGCUAACAAGAAGUGGAUGGAUCUUUAUCCGAACGCUGAAGCUGUCUUUAUGGUGGAAGAUUGUUGGAAGUCUUCUGUUGCUGGCACUAAAAUGUUCCAGCUUGUUUACAAGCUGAGAAUGUUAAAGGCUGAAUUGAAAGAGCUGAAUAGAAGAGAGUUCUCCAACAUUCAAGAGGCAACUACUCAAGCUAAAGAGGAUUUAGUAGAGAUUCAAACAAAAAUUCAGGCAGAUCCACUUCAACACGGGCUGCUUGAACAAGAAAUGGCAGCAAGGAAAAAACAUAGUCUUCUGCUUAAGGAGCUCUCUUCCUUCUUACAGCAGAAGUCCAAAGAUAACUGGGACAUAGUUGGGGAUGAUGUUACUGAAGUAGUAUUAUCAUUCAUACACUCUGGGAAGAUUUUGAAAGAAAUUAAUGCAACUGUGCUAACACUAGUCCCUAAAAGUAAGUGUCCGAACACAGUAAGAGACUUCAGGGCAAUUGCGUGUUUUAAUGUUAUUUACAAAGCUGCAACCAAGUUGCUGUGCUCUCGGCUCAAGGCUCUUCUCCCAGAUCUGGUUGCACAGAAUCAAGGAGGCUUUGUCUCAGGCCGUUUCAUCACUCACAACAUUAUGAUAUGCCAGGAUUUAAUUAGACAUUAUGGAAGAAAAACAGCUCGGCCAGGGUGUAUGGUUAAGCUAGAUUUACAGAAAGCUUAUGACACAUUUGAAUGGGAUUUUUUAGAAGAGAUUAUGCAAGCUUUUCAAUUUCCUAGGGAGUUCAUUAAACUGGUCAUGACCUGUGUACGCACUCCUCGGUUCUCGUUGAUGUUUAACGGAUCUCUUCAUGGCUUCUUUGAUGGAAAACGAGGUCUUCGACAAGGUGAUCCAAUGUCUCCACUCCUAUUUGUUCUUGGAAUGGAGUACUUGUCAAGAAUAAUGAUUCGAAUUGGAACCAAGCCAGAAUUUCAUUAUCAUGAUCGAUGCAAGGAACUAAAGAUGAAUCACUUAAUGUUUGCCGAUGAUGUAAUCCUAUUUUGCCACGGAGACUUCAAAAGCAUUCAUUACUUGCUUCAAGGAUUGAAACUAUUUUCUUGUACAUUAGGGCUGCAACCGAACCCUGAUAAGUCGGCCUUUUACUGCUGUGGAAUGGAAGAAAGCGAGGUGCAAAGGAUCAUAGACAGAUCAGGUUUUUCUAAAAAAGCAGUACCAUUUAAAUACUUAGGCAUUCCUAUUUGUGCCAAACGUAUUUCUGGUAAAGAGUGUGCUGUGUUAGCUGAAAAAAUGACAGCAAGAAUUAAAAUAUGGAGUUCAAGGAACUUGUCCCUAGCAGGUAGAGCGGUGCUAGUAAACUCUGUUUUGAUGUCUAUCCAUUCUUAUUGGAGUCAAAUUAUGAUUCUUUCCAAGAAGAUCAUAAAAGACAUUGAGCAGAUUUGUAGAGCCUAUCUCUGGAGGGGCCAUCUUACAACAACAGGGCCUGGAUUAAUAGCUUGGGACAGUGUGUGUCAGCCGAAGGCAGCAGAAGGCAUUGGACUCAAAAAAAUAGCAGAAUGGAACUUGGCGGCUUUGACAAAAUAUGUUUGGGCAAUUGCAAACAAGGAAGACAAUUUGUGGAUUAAGUGGAUACAUUGUGUAUAUAUAAAAGGGGAGGAUUGGUGGGACUACCAAGCCCCACAACAAGCGAGCUGGUAUUGGAAAAAACUGAUUAAAACAUGGUUGCAUUGGAAGAUUGAAUCGAUGGACCUGGACGCAAUAAUGAGGUGGAUUGAAAGAUCAAAAGCUGACAGAUUUCGGAAGAGUUUUUGGUUUACUGUGAUUGCUUGA